This is a messenger RNA of Sparassis crispa, 2136 nucleotides long. RefSeq names its product Peroxisomal long-chain fatty acid import protein. Gene Ontology annotation, molecular function: ABC-type transporter activity; long-chain fatty acid transmembrane transporter activity; ATP hydrolysis activity. Lineage: Eukaryota; Fungi; Basidiomycota; Agaricomycetes; Polyporales; Sparassidaceae. Gene Ontology annotation, cellular component: peroxisomal membrane. The transcript has 17 exons. Gene Ontology annotation, biological process: long-chain fatty acid import into peroxisome; peroxisome organization; very long-chain fatty acid catabolic process. The record is from RefSeq and is a predicted model, not a curated record. Bases 1 to 2136 code for a protein of 711 amino acids.
AUGGCGGUCCAGUCUACUCUUAGAAACAGCCGGCAGCACUUGAAGCAGCUUGCCAACUUCUACGUCGCCCACCGUCCUGUCUUCCAACGGCUGCUCACUAUUGCUUUCGCUGUACAUGUUAUCUCUUCAACAUACCACGGUUUCUCUGCCAAGUCUUCUCCCAAGAGUAAGGGAAAAGAGAAGGAGAAGGUGGAGGCUGUGAAUCAAGGUCAUCCGCGAAGGCCUGUCCGAGUCGCUGUGGAUGCGCUGUUCUACCAACGGCUCUCCACAAUACUUAGAAUCGUGAUCCCGAAUCUACGCUCGAAGGAGGCUCUACUCCUUUGCAUGCAUUCCAGUCUGUUGAUAUUCCGAACGGUGAUAUCCCUUUACGUUGCGGCUUUGGAUGGGAAAAUUGUGGCAUCACUUGUCCGUGCUCAACCUGUUCCUUUUCUCUUCAACAUCCUACGAUGGCUACUUGUAGCUAUUCCCGCGACAUGGACUAACAGCUGGCUCAGCUAUGUCCAAAGCAAGCUUGCUUUAGCGUAUCGUACACGUCUCACCGAGGAAGCCAUGAAACAGUACUUCGGCGACGAGCAUACGCAGAACUUGAAUGUGUUCUACAAGUUGUCGAAUCUUGAUGAUAGAAUCAAGAACCCUGAUCAGAUGAUAACCCAUGACAUUCAACGUUUUUCUGCACACUUAGCCGCCAUCUACGCCAAUGUGGCGAAACCCGUGUUAGAUGUCAUCUUGUACAACUAUCAGCUCUCACAAAACGUGGGCGCAGAAGGCUUGGUUCUCUUGACCGUGUUCGUGCAGUUGUCCGCGACACUCCUGCGCAAGCUAACGCCGCCGUUUGGUCUCUUCACCGCGUUGUCCGCCCAGCUUUCAGGAAAUCUGCGUCACACGCAAUCUCGUCUCGCCGAAUUCUCGGAGGAAAUCGCUUUCUACGGCGGCGAGGAGACGGAGAAGAUGCUCGUAGAGCGGGAGUAUGCAGGUCUCGUAAAGCAUGAGUCGCGCGUGCUGCGCAGCCGGUGGUGGCACGGGUGUGUCGAGGAGGGGAUCAUCAAGUGGUUAUGGGGUAGCUUCGGAUUGUGCAUCUGUGCUAUACCGAUUUUCUUCCGAAUACCCGGCGUAAACAACGUUGAUCUCGGUGGUCGUACGGAAGGUUUUGUCACAAACCGACGCCUCCUUCUAUCUGCUUCUGAUGCCUUCGGGAGAGUAAUGUACUCGUACAAGGAUCUGUCGGAGCUCGCGGGGUACACGACCCGGGUAGCUCUGCUACUAGAAACGAUGGCAGAAAUACGAAAAGGCAAGUUUGAGAAAGCACUUGUGAGUAGUGCGAGUGUUGAGGAGCAUGCGAAGGUGCUCAAGGGCAGAGGAGUAGUCGUUGAAUCUGACGAUAUUGAGUUUGAGGAUGUCCCAGUGGUUACGCCAAACGGUGACAUCCUGGUCCGCAGCCUAAGUUUUUAUGUGAAGCCCGGGCGACAUUUACUUAUCGUUGGACCAAACGGGUGCGGGAAGUCGUCUCUAUUCCGUAUACUCGCAGGGCUUUGGCCUGUCUAUGGGGGCAUUGUUCGGAAACCGCCGGCAUCGCAAUUUAUCCUGAUUCCUCAACGACCAUACCUGUCACUGGGUACACUUCGCGACCAGGUAAUUUAUCCCCACGGGCGCGACGAAAUGGAAGCCAGAAGUGUGACGGAUGAUGAUCUCCUUGCUAUAUUGUCUGUGGUACAGAUGGACCACGUCGUGGAGCGUGAUGGCGGGUGGGAUGCUGCGCGGGAGUGGCGCGAGACGCUCAGUGGAGGCGACCAGCAGAAAAUUGCAUGGGCACGGCUAUUCUACCACAAGCCGAAGUACGCCGUCCUGGACGAAGCGACCUCCCUUGUGCCCGUCGAGAUGGAGGGGAAGAUGAUGGAGUACGCCGCCCGUCUUGGGAUCACGCUGUUGACUGUGUCGCACCGGCCGUCGCUAUGGAAGUAUCAUGCCAUGAUACUGCAAUUUGAUGGGCAAGGCGGAUAUGUGUUCACGAACCUUGAUGCGGAGAAGCGCCUCGCACUACAGCAGGAGAAGGAGACGCUCGAGGGGAAAUUGCUGGAGGUACCUAAGAUGAAGGCAAGACUGGCCGAAUUACGUGCCGUUCCACUGGAGGGGCGCUGA